This is a messenger RNA of Laetiporus sulphureus 93-53, 1495 nucleotides long. RefSeq lists its product as uncharacterized. NCBI's taxonomy places the organism in Eukaryota, Fungi, Basidiomycota, Agaricomycetes, Polyporales, Laetiporaceae. The transcript has 2 exons. The record is from RefSeq and is a predicted model, not a curated record. The coding region runs from base 308 to 1318 and encodes 336 amino acids.
UCGUGAUUGUGCGUGUCGAUCACUACGGCCUGCUCCUGCUUACUCUUCGCCAUCUUUUGCAACGUUGAUAGGUCUCCACACUCGUACUUGUCGUGCCAUUGAUUCUCCGUCAAUCAAUCUCAGUCCUUCUGUCAUAGUUCACGGAAGUUUGUAGAUAUUUCAACAGCUGUGGCAAGGAAGAAGCUCUGUCGGAUUGAUGCUGUAGUGUAUAUCGAGCACAUACUUGCAGAUCACAUUUUAUUCGUAAGUUCCUGCAGUCUAUUUCAGAAUACCGUCAAGACCGCAUCAGCUCGAUUCACAGAUUAUCAUGCUAUCUGCUCGACCCGGAAGUUCAUCAUCAAGAGCAUCAAGUCUUAGCUAUGGCCAGAGACGCUCUCGCGUGCUUCCGUUCGCGAUAGAAGAAGAAUCAGACCGGGCAGAGAUGCACCCCCGUCGCACAUUAAAUGACGUUCGUGAGGAAACCGCACAGAGUAUGGCUCUGCGUGCAAUCCGCCAAGCCGAGACAGUCGACGGGAGUCGCAUCGGAGUCAUUCUGACACUCUCCUAUACCGCCAAUGAGCACUUUCUCCUGCUCAUCGCCUCAUCCCUCAAACAUGCCUUGCUCACUCGUACUUUCCUUUUCGCCGUCGCUGCUCCUCGAACCACUCCAGACAUUCCCGGCCCGGUGUUGUUUUGCGGCUCUUCGGACGAUUUCGUGCAGCGGGCAGGAAUGUUGUUUCAUGCCAAGUUCGUCGGGAGGAUCGCUAGUGCUCCUGUCACUGGAAAGGGACUAUGGAUAGGCUCGGCGCGGAAUAUUGGAGCAUCGUCAUUUGAUGAAGCCGCACUAUGGGAUAUUGUCCGAAAAUCAGCACGUAGUCUCAUAGACCCGCUUGUUCCGCCUCCCGGCUCAAGGAGUGCGGCCCAACUAUUGUCCGAUGCCCGUGCACGUCUAGAACGAAUCACACCAAAGACUGCCUACAACGAGUUGCAUGAUCCUGCCAGCCCGUGGCCGAUCGUACUUGUGGAUAUCCGUCCGGAGGCACAACGCAGGACUGAAGGCACGAUCAAUGGAGCCCUUACGGUCGAACGCAACAUGCUCGAAUGGCGAUUCGAUCCCCGAUCUGCAAGAAGGCUGCCUGUGGCGAACCGUUACGACUUGCGUGUCAUCCUGUUCUGCCAGGACAGCGAUACCUCUUCUCUUGCUGCAGCGUCAUUACACGAUAUAGGAAUGCUUAAUGCGACUGAUAUCAUCGGAGGUUAUGCCGCAUGGAAGGAGGCCGGCUUGCCAGCAGUGAUCAAUUCUCCUGUCUCACCUUCCGAACCUAGCGAUGAAUACUGAGUUGCAGUGCUCAAUAAGUGAUUCGCUACGACGGCUUUCUACACGAACUCUGGACAUUCUGGCGUUGGACAUCAUACUUUCCGUCGCGUUCAAUAACUCAUACCACUCCAUUAUUUACUAGUAUCCAGAUUAUCAAGUUACCACACUCUAAUCACCACUGAAAUGAGAGAACAGUCA